Molecule: messenger RNA, 1212 nt
Organism: Gilbertella persicaria
Lineage: Eukaryota; Fungi; Mucoromycota; Mucoromycetes; Mucorales; Choanephoraceae
Exons: 2
Coding region: 1-1212 (403 amino acids)
Biological process (GO): fungal-type cell wall organization
Cellular component (GO): plasma membrane; fungal-type cell wall
Source: RefSeq, a predicted model, not a curated record
AUGUAUAGACAGUUGUGUAACCUAUUAGAGGACAACAAAUGUGAACAAAACAUCAAGGUCAUUGCUCAAGCUCAUUUGGAUGAAAUCAAAUCCUGCAAGAACUUCAAAGGCACCAUUGAAAUUAACCAAAUGCCCGAAGUCAAUCUUCGUAUGGAAGGUGUUCAAGAAUUGGUCGGUGAUUUGAUUAUAACUAACAACGGUGCUCUCCAAUCCUUCACUGCGCCUGAUCUUCGCAAAGUAGAUGGUACUGUCCGAAUUGAAAACCAUACAUUCUUGAACAAGUUGGACUUGCCCCAAUUGACAGAAGCAAAUGCCAUCUCCUUGUUUGUCUUGCCUGCUCUUGAAGUGAUCCAAUUCCCUGCUGGUCUCUCCAAGGUCAACACCAUGCGUAUUGAAGACACUCAUGCUCCUAAAGUAGACGGCUUUAAGCCAGAGACCAUUGAAUCAUUUACUUUGACCGGAAACAAGUUGAUCAAGGCGUUUGAUUUCAAUUCUGUCAAGCAAGUGACGGGUGAUUUACUAAUCAUUGGUAACAGUGCUGAUCUUGAUUUCCAAGCUACUCAAUUAACCAGUCUUAACAAGGCUGCCUUUUUCAACAUGGAUAAGCUUGACUUGCCUGCCUUGACUCAAGUUCGAUCUGAUAUCUCCUUCCAUGAAAACAACUUUGCAUCACUUAAUAUGGACGCCAUUGAACAUAUUGGUGGCACAGUCACGAUUGCUAACAAUGAAAAAUUGACUGAGACUUCCUUCAAGAACUUGAACCGUGUGGUUGGUGCUUUGUCGAUCGGUAACAACACUCAACUCAAUGCCAUUGAUGGCUUCCCUAAAUUGACUGAAAUCCAUGGUAUGGUUGACUUGGCUGGUGGUUUCAAUAGCUACUCUUUACCCGCUCUUCAGGAUGUACGUGGUGGCAUGCGUCUCCAGACAACCUCGUCUCAAUUGGGCUGUUCUGACAUUGAACAUAAAAUGAAGGGUGAAAAUAUCGUCAAGGGAAACACAUGGAGUUGUACUGCUAGUAUGCAAGAGUCCAAUAUGGUGCCUACCGUUGGUCAAAGUCCUUCAAAAUCAACCACAUCGAGUGGUGGACAAAGUGAUUCAAGCGCUGCUCAUAGUGAAAAUAAGAAUGAAGUCACUUCUUUAGGUGUAAAAUGGUCAAUGGGAGGUCAUGCAUGGUUGGUAGUAGCCGCAGGUUUUCUUUAUACUGCACUUUAA